AUAUCCGCCGGUCCCGCUGAAUGAAAGUUCGACCUCUCAACUUCAAUUGUUUAUUUUGGGGUUCCGUAUGUUGUUCUGCCUUAAGCUUUGUCGCGUUUUAGGCCACGGUACCUACCGUAACCUCACCCCGAAUCUGUCUGCUGUUGACCGGUUGUUUCAGCGAGGUUUUGUUUGUGUUCAAUUCUGUCGUUUUAUCUCGGGACAUAUUGGCUCUCCGAACAGGAACGUAACCUACAUGCAAUCGCCUGAAGCAAAGCGCUUCUGUGGUUUGAAAAUGCCGACUCCUCGGAUUGGUACCCACAACGGAACCUUUCACUGCGACGAAGUGCUAGCUUGCUUCCUUCUAAAGCAAUUACCGGAGUACGAGGACGCUGAAAUAAUUCGGACCCGGGACCCUGCCCAGCUGGCAGAGUGUGAUGUCGUGGUGGAUGUUGGUGCAGAGUUUGACCCCAAAAGGCAUCGCUAUGACCACCACCAGAGGACUUUCAGUGAGUCGUUCAGCAGCCUGCGGCCCGAGAAGAGCUGGGUGACAAAGCUGAGCAGCGCCGGGCUGGUGUACCUGCACUUCGGCCACCGCAUCCUGGCGCAGCUCACCAAGCAGCCAGAGGGGGCGCCCCACCUUGAGGUGCUGUACGACAAGCUCUACGAGAAUUUUGUGGAGGAGAUCGACGCCAUCGAUAACGGGAUCUCGCAGUACGACGGCGAGCCACGCUAUGCCAUGACGACCAAUCUGAGCGCCCGCGUCGGAUACCUCAACUGCCGCUGGAAUGACGAGAAUCAGGACACGGAGGAAGGGUUCCGGAAGGCAAUGAAGAUGGUAGGAGCUGAAUUCCUGGACCGCCUAGACUAUUAUUACCAUUCCUGGCUGCCGGCUCGCACUCUGGUGGAAGAGGCUGUUAAAUCCCGGGCUCAGGUGGACCCCAGCGGGGAGGUGGUGGUCCUGGACCAAGGCGGCUGCCCCUGGAAGGAGCACCUCUUCAGCCUGGAGAAGGAGCUGGCGGUGGAGCCGCUCAUCAAGUUCGUGCUCUACCCGGACCAGAGCGGGCAGUGGAGGGUGCAGUGCGUGCCCAUGGGCCUGCACACCUUCCAGAACAGGCUGUCCCUGCUGGAGGAGUGGCGAGGAGUGCGGGACGAGGAGCUCUCCGCGCUCAGCAGCAUCCCGGGCUGCGUCUUCGUCCACGCCAGCGGCUUCAUCGGGGGCAACCGCACGAAGGAGGGGGCGCUAGAGAUGGCCCGCCGGACCCUGCGUGCCACCGGCCGGGAGCCCCCCGCCGAGACCAGCUGACCUGAGCUACCGGGCAGCUCUGGCUCUCGGACUUUGUGGGUAUCUGUGCGUCACCUGGAUCUGUAUUUGUAUUCUUUUUAAAUAAACACUCUCAAAAAGAUGAAUGCA
Molecule: messenger RNA, 1393 nt
Organism: Lepisosteus oculatus (spotted gar)
Lineage: Eukaryota; Metazoa; Chordata; Actinopteri; Semionotiformes; Lepisosteidae
Gene: myg1
Product: myg1 exonuclease
Cellular component (GO): cytoplasm; nucleus
Source: RefSeq, a predicted model, not a curated record